Molecule: messenger RNA, 5569 nt
Organism: Galleria mellonella (greater wax moth)
Lineage: Eukaryota; Metazoa; Arthropoda; Insecta; Lepidoptera; Pyralidae
Exons: 29
Coding region: 173-5344 (1723 amino acids)
Biological process (GO): protein desumoylation
Cellular component (GO): nucleus; cytoplasm
Molecular function (GO): SUMO-specific endopeptidase activity
Source: RefSeq, a predicted model, not a curated record
ACAUAAUAAAAAAAAAUAAAAAAAAAGUGACACACACGCCAUAAUGUAAAUUGCUUCUAGAUUUGGCGUUUGGAUUAAAAAUUUACAUUUUGAUGCUAAAAAUUCGUUUAUAUUAUAUAUAUAAGACAUUUAAAAUGUCCUUAUUAAAUAUUGGCUAAGUUAAGUUCAGGCAAUGGCUCAGUAUUAUCAAAUAGUUGGACAAGGGCAUUCAUUAACAUUAGAAGAUUUACAAAGAUAUUGUCCGAAUAUAUGUUUGGAUGGAAUUAUCGUAAAUCAAGAUGAACAACAAUAUGCUCACCAACAGGUAAAUGUUGUAGUCCAACAAGCAGAGCAACCAAAUGAUAUCAUAGUGAGUGAUGGAGUUCAACAACAGCUAGUUGUAGGAGAUGGCUUACAAUAUCAACAGCAGUACAUCAUCCGACAUGAGCCACCUCCAGCCCCGCCACCACGAGCUGACUUUCAGCAGCAGCAACAACAGCAGCAGCAGCAACAACAACAACAACAACAACAACAGCAACAACAACAACACCAACAAGCCUUACAUAGACACCAGGUUUACUACACAUCUGAUUUACCUGUGGAUGCUCAGGUUGUCUUGCAACAAGCUCAGCAGAUCAUUGAUGCAUCUUUGAUGCAACAGUCAUCUCCACAACGCCCACAACAUCAGUUGGUGAGUCCUGCUCAUGUGUUAUCACAGCCGACAGUGAUACACCCCGCGCAACAACCUCCGCCGCAGCCCCCGCCCCCGCCACAAUCUCAGCAUACCCAACAACAAACUGUUAGUAAUCAACAGUUGCAACAACAACAAUUACCUCGGGCGUCACCAACACAGCUGAUUCACUUGCAACAACAAAUGCAACAUCAAAUUCAACAGCAACAGCAACUUCAGCAUCAACAGCAGCAGCAGCAACAACAGCAGCAGCAACAACAACAGCAGCACAUGCAGCCACAGCCAAUACAACAUCAACAAGUUGUUAUGCACGCAGCAUACAUCAACCAGACUGGAACACCAACUCGACCAGCACCACCUAGACUUCUAAAUCAAACUCUAAGUAGUCCAGGGGGAGUGACGCUCGUGCGGACUCCAGUACGUACUGUUAGACCGCGACGACCUGCCGCUAGAUCUCCUAUGACUGGUUCUCCUAUACAAGGCCCUGCCAGACUUCUCAAUACUCAACAUCAACAGGCUCAAGUGAGCACACCGACGAUGGUCGCUAGCGGGCGUGGAGCGACAAGUGUUAUGGGAGUGAGCGUGGGAGCGAACGCUGGUACGCAUACUGUGGCUGUGGCGAGUGGUGGAAGCGUAACGGGUGUGGCAGGCGUGGUGGGGGUUGCGGGACGUGGCGCAAGACCCGUGCGACCUCCUCGGCCUGCCUCACCCCGUGUUCUCAACCCUCAUGCUGCACAUGCGCUACAUCGCCCUCCCAGACCCCGGACUCCGCUACAUCAGCCACAACAGAUCCAACAGCAGCAGCAACAACAACACCAACUAGCUCAACAUAUCAUUGGUCAACAAGUUCAUCAACAGCAACUUAAUCAGAUUAAACUUUCCCCUCAUCAGCAACAAUUACUUCUAAACCAGCCAAAUCAAUCUCAUCAAUCACCUGCUCGUAUCAUCACACAACAAGGCACAAUUGUUACACAAAAUAUUCAAGCUCAAUUGGCACAACAUACAGUUGUUCAGGCAAACCAAAAUAAUGGACCAAUACCCUCUCAAAACUCAUUAACUGCUAUAUCACAAAGAUCAUCACCUCACCCACAGCAAGUUCAACAGCAAGUGAAGAAAGUUGUUGUUCAACCAAACAAUGCAAAUCACAUGGAUGAUUUAGAAGAGAGCAUAACUGCUGCAAUAGUAUCUAAAAACCUUGUUAAUGAUAAUAUGAAUACCCCUCAACAGUUUCACACUCCACCGCCAACAAUGCGUCAGAAUCAUGCCAGUGGCUCUGUCACGCAACAACAUCAACAGAUAAAUUUUAGUCCUCAACAUGGCUUCCCACAGCAACAAGUUACCUAUGAACAGACUCUUUUGCAACAACAUCCACAGUCACUUGGCCAAUUGUUAAUGGAUGAAGCUAUAGACGAAGAAAGACAGUUAGUUACUUUGAGUAAUGGUCAAAGAAUCAGCCUUGCUGAUUACCGUAGAAUGCAACCUGUGCGUCCACAACAACACCAACAGUCAAGAGAAACAGGAAGACAAACAUUAGUUAGAAGUAAAGAACAACAAAGGCCAGUUCAGCGUGUACCACCCAUGCAAACCCAACAAACUCCUCAAAGUGAAAACCCUGAUACAUCUGGCGGGCCCUCAGAACAGACAUCGGAGCCACAGUCUGCUAAGAUGUUAAUAUUCCUUCAAAAUGGAGAGCAAAGACUAAUUACAUUUACACUGCCUAAAGAAAGUUGUACUCUUCAAGAAGUUCUUGAACAGGUUAAUGUACCAUUUUCGGAAGAUACUAACAUUCAGUGUAUGCAAAAUACGAGCAGUGAAAUAGACUAUUUCGUGUCAGUUGGUUCAACAACAAGAAUUGAAGAAAUGUUAGAGAAUCAUCCGAUGUUAGUUGGAGAUAUAAAUAGUAGAAGCUCUCCGAAUGUUUUACCUCAGCCUCAAAGUAGUGAGGUGUCAACACCUGAGAAAUCACAGUGUCCCGAUGCUGCAAGAAGUAAUAGCCCUGAAUCUCCAGAACAGCGCUCACCACCUCCCAAAUAUGUCGAUGGGAUGUUAGCGGUUUGCAAAUCAUGCGGUUAUACAGGUUACGAUUUCAGCCGUUGUCAAAGAUGUAAGCGAGUAUUUACUGAGGAACCUAAGAGCGUACCAAUAGCUAGCAAGAAGGUGGAACAAAAAAAGAAAGAACCUGAAAAACAAGUAGAAAAACCAAAUGCCUGUACGGAAGGAAUAAAAUUAAACCUUUUAAAAACUACUAUGAAAGCAAUCAAUAACAAAACAAUUGUACAAGACAAAAAACCAACGAGAGUAAGAAAACCUAGAGGAAAGCAGCCCGAUCCAGAACCUGUUAUAUUAACCCUAAGCUCUGAUGAGGAGGAUUCUAAUAGUUCUAUGUUAAGUAAUCAGCAUGAGCAAUCCAUAAAUACAAAAGAACCAUCGCUGAGCGAAAUUGAAGGCGGCACGCCAGAUAGUGGAAUUGGCAUUGAUCAUAUGGAUGAUGGCAGUAGAGAAGAAAUUAAUCAAAGUGCUCAGCAAGGUGUUGUUACAUCACUCACUUGUCGAACAAUACGAAUUGGUUCAUAUAGGUAUACACCAAAGGAAAAGGUAUACAUAUCAUCAAAAGGUGUUAAAAUUGUUGCACCCUCUUUAAAGAAUGAAUCCAAAGAUGUAGCACUUCAAAUACAAUUAAAAGAAGUUGUUAGAAUAUUAGUACAUUUUGGAAAAGGAUUACCAGUGAUUUUUUUAUAUACAAUGAGCAAAUGUGGAAUUUAUAUAAGAAAAGCAUUAGAUAUGACUGAAGACUCUGGUCCCUAUUAUAAUCCAAUGUCAAAAAUUGAUCCUUAUAAAAGGAUAACAUUAUUACCUGAAUCAAUAUCGGAAGAAGCUAAGGCAACAUUUAAAACAUUGUUUGGUAAACUGAUGGACGAACUGAAUGCUCGGGAGGCUAACGAUAUAUUAGUAAGGACAUGCCCCAAAGAGAGUAAUAAUGUCACAAAAAUGACUACUAGAUCACUAAGUGCUUCCAGCGCUUCUGGAGCGAAAAGUUCGAACCCAGCUGAGAUAAGACAAAUACUAAUUUAUCCACCAGGAAAAGGUGGUAUACCCAUAAAUACUGAGGAUUACAUGUGCUUGGCACAAGACCAGUUUCUAAAUGAUGUUAUAAUUGAUUUUUACCUAAAAUAUUUAGUUCAUGAUGUGUUAACUCACAGUCAGAGAGAAAGCACUCAUAUCUUUAGCACAUUUUUUUAUAAAAGACUAACAACAAAACCUAGUAAAGUAAACAAAAGUUCUAAUCCCCAUGAAUGGGAUAACAGUUUGACUCCUGCACAGAAGCGGCAUGCGCGUGUUAAGACGUGGACAAAGAAUGUCAAUAUUUUCGAUAAAGACUACAUUGUAGUUCCUAUUAAUGAAAAUUGCCACUGGUUUGUGGCAAUAAUUUGUUUUCCAAGUGUAGAUGGAUGUCGAAGUAUGAUUGACAAUCGUACCGUAAGCCCUCAGGAAAUUAAACGAAGAGAACGUAGAUCGUCUAUGCAAAUAGGGAACACAACUAUAACUCCACUUACAAAACAGGAGCAGCUUACAUUAAAUUGUGACUCUGAUAAUCUAAGUGAACGUGAUGAAGCUGAAGCAGAGGACAGUGAUUUAGAUAUGCAGUGUGAUUCAGACGAGGAAGAAGCAGAAAAAAGUAUAGUUGAAAAGAAACCUGAGAUUCAACCUGUUGGAAAAUCAGAACCCAUUAAACAGCCGUGUAUAUUAAUAUUUGAUUCUUUGGCUGGAGCAUCUAGGUCACGGGUGGUGGCCACAUUACGUGACUAUCUUACCUGUGAAUACCAAGCCAAAGUAUCUCAACACAAAGUCUUCAACAAAGAUAAUAUGAAAGGCAGUUGUCCAAAAAUUCCACAACAGAACAAUUUCACAGAUUGUGGUUUAUAUUUAUUGCAAUAUGUUGAGCAGUUUUUUAAGGAUCCCAUCAUAGAUUACUCGUUGCCUAUUAAACAGUUAGCAAACUGGUUUGAUGAGAUUGUUGUCACGCGGAAACGAGAGGAAAUUUCAAAUUUAUUGAAAUUAUUGAUGAAUAAAUAUAAUCCAGAUUCACAUUUGACUUUACCAGACAUAACAUUCCCUACAUUAAAUGGUAAAUUAAUAGAAACUGAGGAUCAACAAGAAGAUGGCUCAGAUGGUGAUAAAGGUAAUUCUAGUUCGAGCAAAUUACUUAAGUCAGAUAGCAAAGAAUCUGAAGGACCAACAACACUUACUUUUGUAAAGCAAAUGUCAUCGGGUGAUAUUCUGGUGAAAAGAAAUUUUUCUGAUUCUUCGGAAACUAUACAUUUAAGGAAAACAAUUAGGCUUUCAAGUGAUGCGGAAAAUAGAUCUAUGGUCCAAAUAAAACAGGAUUUUAUCAAGAAAGUUGAUAAUGAAAAUCAAAUACUAAUACCUAUAAAGCUUCAUACUACUAGUGAUGUUGUUAAAGACAUUCAAAAUACUUUAAUAGUUAAUAAGAAUAAUAAAACUUUGGGUGAUAAAAAACAUGGUGUACAUAAUCAAAAUGUAUCCAGUUUGAACUGUAUUCGACAGAAUGUAAGUGAAAGUGAUAAUAAUUCAUUCCUCAAAACGAGGAGAGUAAAUAAAUUUGAAGAUGUUAUGAAUGAAUCAAGUAAAAAGUUUAAAAGGAAUGAGUGUUGAACUGCCUGUCCAAGUAUGUACCAUGUCUAUUAAAUUAUUAUUAAUUAAAUGAAAGUGUAUAGUUAUUUCAUGGACUUGUAAAUAUUAGAUAUUUAAACAUGUGUAUUUACUAUACUAUUUUGUAAUGUAAAUUUAAUUUGUGAAUAGCUUGUUCUUUUGUUACUUUUUAGUUAAUUACAAGUUAUGAUAAGUCGCUAGACAAAGAAAUAAAAUAAACUUAUUAAA